Messenger RNA from Achroia grisella, 1203 nucleotides. RefSeq lists its product as uncharacterized. The transcript has 2 exons. The record is from RefSeq and is a predicted model, not a curated record. Lineage: Eukaryota; Metazoa; Arthropoda; Insecta; Lepidoptera; Pyralidae. Bases 1 to 1203 code for a protein of 400 amino acids.
AUGGCUACUGAUAUAGAACCAUCAUUGCGUGCUUCUCGAGGAUAUGUAAAGGCAGCGAUUACGCGAGUACACAACUUUGUUCUCGAUAUUUCUGAAGUAGAAGAAAGUACAACUCGUAGAGAGAGACUCCUCGCUGCAUUCCGCGAGUAUGAAGCGUUUAAUAUGCGAAUUCUCUCAAUACAACCAGAGGAUGACGAGGAUGUCGCGGCUGUGGAGGACAAGUAUUUAUAUUCUGUUGCUAUUCUCAGCGAAGCAAUUAAUCGCAAGACAACUUGUAAUGACAUUAAAGGACAUUUUAGUAACAUUACACGAUCGAAGACAAAAUUACCUGCUAUUGAAAUGCCUAUAUUUACAGGUAAUUAUAUAGAAUAUAUAGCCUGUUCAAGCUCUUUUUAUACGUCAUUAAUACAUAAUGAUUCUACUUUAGACAAUAUUCAAAAGCUGUAUUAUCUUAAUUUAAAAAAUGAACCUUACGAUUUAAUUAAGAACUUGCCAUUGACAGCCAAUAGCUAUGAUAAGGCUAGACAGUUGCUAGAGGAUAGAUAUAAUAAUAGGUAUCGUAUUAUUAAUGAACACAUUAGCCAAUUGUUAGAUUUACCUGCCCUUGUUAAGUCGACUUUCCGAAACUUUGUAGCUAAUCUUAAGCAAAGUAUAGUAGCUCUACAAAAUCUCGAUGUGAAGAUUGAAACUUGGGAUCCAAUAGUAAUUUGUAUUCUUAAUCGUAAGUUAGAUUCUUACACGGCUCAGUCGUACCAGCUUGAACGGGAUGCUGCUGAAGAGCACAGCGUCAAUAACUUCAUUGAGUACCUUGAAAAGAGGGCACUCGCGUUGGAGAACGCUGCGCCGUCCACAACAGCGCAAUACACGAAGGCAAAAAGCUGUUUAUCUGUUAAUGUAAUAGCUGCUGGUACCAAGACGAUGUCAUGUCGUUAUUGUAAGUGUAAUAGCCACAAAUUGUUUUCAUCUGAUAAUCAGUUUAACAUUCCAUCUGAAAUAGAUCUGCUAAUGGGUGCCAACAUAUUCUUCAAUGUGGUAAUACCCAACGAGUAUGAACCAUCUCAGACUCGACAUCUGCACCGGCCACUGUCUAAUUCUGAUGAACUAACAUCCCGUAUCAUCAAUACACGUUUUGGAUAUAUUAUUGGUGGUUCAGUAUUAGAUCAUCAACGAACUCCAAAACAGAUCACAGUACAAAGUUGCUGA